AUGCGCCAGCUGGCUGUACUGCGCUCCGCUGAUGCCGAGGUUGUCGGCUCAUCAAUGGACGGCCUGUUGCCCUACACGUUGCCCAACAACUUGAGAAGACAACUCGUACAUCUUCUAAAAGACUAUCGACCAAUCUUCCGGCGUUUGAGAGACUAUCAACAGGUAAUUACUGACCCGGAGACCGGAAACGAAGUCUGGCAACUAAAACCCCCGAAGCAGUACCAUGGCUACUUGUUUGGAGCCCUGAUUGGCGAGGGCAGCUAUGCGAAAGAAGCCAUCUACAAGAAAACCCUACAACGAGCCGCCGUCAAAAUAUUCAAGGAGCAAAGAUUGCGCAAGAUACCGAACGGCUUCGAGCACGUGCAAACGGAGCGCGAAAUACUGUCACGGUUGAAUCACCGGAAUUGUAUCCAGAUGUAUCAAUUUUUUCGAAUCGAAGAGAAGGAAAAGAUGUAUAUGGUGUUAGAAUAUUGCGUGGCGUCACUGCAAGAGGUCGUCGAAAACUUUGACAACGGGCGUUUGCCGGAAAACUGGGCUCAAUUCUUCUUCCGGCAGCUCAUCACCGGCCUCGAAUACUUGCACUCCAAGGGCAACGACGACGUUUGCACGGCUGCGCGCGGCACGCCAAAGUUUCAGCCACCGGAAGUGGUCUCCGGGCUCAAUGCGGUUUUCAACGGGUAUCCAAUCGACAUCUGGUCGGCGGGCGUGACGUUGUACAAUCUUGUGACUGGCGCGUAUCCCUUUGAAGGCGAACUCAUCAUGCGGCUAUUUGAGAACAUUGCCGAACAGCCCUACCUACAGCCAACCAUCGAAUUGAGUUCAGAACUGAAAACG
Mesorhabditis spiculigera is the source of this 834-nucleotide messenger RNA. Lineage: Eukaryota; Metazoa; Nematoda; Chromadorea; Rhabditida; Rhabditidae. The record is from the annotation of a GenBank genome assembly.